Molecule: messenger RNA, 5606 nt
Organism: Lutra lutra (Eurasian river otter)
Lineage: Eukaryota; Metazoa; Chordata; Mammalia; Carnivora; Mustelidae
Gene: TTLL3
Product: tubulin tyrosine ligase like 3
Exons: 14
Coding region: 851-3802 (983 amino acids)
Biological process (GO): protein modification process; cilium movement; cilium assembly
Cellular component (GO): cilium
Source: RefSeq, a predicted model, not a curated record
CUCUGUGCCUGUACGAAGCUUUGGUCCUUUUCACAUAAAGAGCUCAUUUGGGUUAAAAGGUAAUCUAAGAGAAAUGAUGAUUCCUUAUCAUGGCUAAGGAAACUGUGGUUCCUUGAGAUGUAGCAGCUUGCUCCAAAACUCCCAGCUAGUGACCGAGAGAGUAUGCUUCAAAUCUAAGGCUUCUGGCUCUGUCUAUAAUCCCUAGCUACAUGUGGCUAUUUAAAUUAUUAAAGUUAAAAACUUAAAAUUCACUUCCUCAUUCCCACCAGAGGUGUUUCAGGUGCUCAAAUACAAAUGACUAAUUCCUACCAUGUCAGAGAGUACAUACAUAGAACAUUUCCAUCACUGGCGAAAGUUCUGUUGGACAGCACUAGACCUUGGUGACUCCUUGAAGUUAAAAAACAAACCAAACACGGUGCUCAAGUCCUGACUCUCGAGGCUGAAUUUGCGUGAGUUCCUAAUGUUCUGUGCGCUUGUUUCUUAUUCCAUAAAGUGGAGAUACUGUGAACAGGCCGACAUGGUACUGUGUUAUAGGUACUGAAUAAACUACAGCUGAUUUUUCCACCAGAGCAGUAUCCAAACUGAAAAUUUCCAUUGCACUAGGCUUGGGGGUUGGUGGAGUGACCUUAUCCCUGUCUUGGAGAGACUUGGGGGGUGGAUAGUGAAAGCUGAAUGUGUAAGUAGGUGCACUGAAGUGUUUUUGCAAACUGAUUCUGUGGUAGUCUACCCGGGAGGGGAGGUGGUAUAUUUAUGGAAGUGGGUGACAGGAAAAGUUUCAGGCUUUGAGCUGAGCUUUUCAAAAGGUUUUUUCCAGACCACCAAAGAAGUCUCUUGAGGUGGAGGAUAGGUAAUGUUAAAGGGAGGAGGGGUUGGGGGUGGGGGCAACUUGGACAGCUACCAUCCCCUUUAUGACAUUACCAGUGACGGCCACCUCCUGCCUUACAGAAUUAGGUGUGUCCUCUGGGGGCACGGGUAUGUUUUAACUUUGCAGUGGAUGUUAAAGGUGCUCACGGUGAAGCUGGUGGUUCAAAAGAGUAUGGCAGCUGCUCACUCAACCCUCACAGGACGGCAUUGCCUGGGUUCCCUUGUCCUCUGGCGAGGAUUCUCCAAGCCAUCUCACCACAUGGGCCGGCUCAGAAACGCCAGAAUCCACGUGGAGAGAGCUGUCAAGCAGAAAAAGAUCUUUAUGAUCCAAGGCCGCUACCCAGUGAUACGGUGCCUCUUGCGCCGGAGAGGCUGGGUGGAGAAGAAGAUGGUCCAUCACUCGGGCACCAUUCUGCCACCAUCCCAGAAGGAUCUGGAUAGCUCGGUAAUCGGUGACAGUGACACCACUGAGGAUGGGACAGGAGCCUCACCAGGCCGGGGCUCUACGUCCACAGAGGAUGAAGAAGAGGACGAGGCAUUUCGGCCAUCGCAGCUGUUUGACUUUGAUGAUUUCCUGGAAUUUGAUGACCUAGAUGGGACACAUGCUCUGAUGUCCCGCAUGGUUCGGAACGAGGUUCCCUAUUUCAUCUGGACCACUCGACGGGAUGUGCUGGACUGUCGCUUCCUCUCCAAGGAUCAAAUGAUAAACCACUAUGCCCGGGCUGGCUCCUUUACCACAAAGGUGGGUCUAUGUCUCAAUCUCCGGAAUUUGCCGUGGUUUGAUGAGGCUGAUGCUGACUCCUUCUUUCCACGCUGCUACCGCCUGGGAGCUGAGGAUGACAAAAAGGCCUUCAUAGAGGACUUCUGGCUGACAGCUGCUCGCAACGUUCUCAAGCUGGUGGUAAAGUCCGAAUGGAAGUCAUACUCUACCCAGGCAGAAGAGGAAAAGUCCCCAGGAGACAAGCAGCCCAAGAAACAGGAGAAAAAGCCAGUGAUGGUGUCCCCAGAGUUUGUGGACGAGGCUCUGUGCGCCUGUGAAGAGCACCUUAGCAACCUGGCUCACAUGGAUAUCGACAAGGACCUGGGGGCGCCGCUGUACCUCAGCCCUGAGGGCUGGUCCAUCUUCCUCCAGCGCUACUACCAAGUGGUUCACGAGGGGGCAGAACUCAGGCACCUUGACGCUCAGGUCCAGCGCUGUGAGGACAUCCUGCAGCAGCUGCGGGCUGUGGUGCCCCAGAUGGACAUGGAAGGAGAUCGCAACAUCUGGAUCGUGAAGCCGGGAGCCAAGUCCCGAGGACGAGGCAUCAUGUGUAUGGACCACCUGGAGGAGAUGCUGAAGCUGGUAGAUGGCAAUCCCAUGAUGAUGAAGGACGGCAAGUGGGUGGUACAAAAGUAUAUUGAACGGCCUCUGCUCAUCUUUGGCACCAAAUUUGACCUGAGACAGUGGUUCCUGGUGACCGACUGGAACCCACUUACCGUGUGGUUCUAUCGUGACAGCUACAUCCGCUUCUCCACACAGCCCUUCUCUUUGAAGAACCUUGACAACUCAGUGCACCUGUACAACAACUCCAUUCAGAAGCACCUGGAGAACUCAAGCCAUCGGCACCCACUCCUGCCCUCGGACAACAUGUGGUCGAGCCAGAAGUUCCAGGCCCACCUGAAGGAGAUGGGGGCCCCAGACGCUUGGUCCACUGUCAUUGUGCCCGGCAUGAAGGCUGCUGUGAUCCAUGCCCUGCAGACCUCCCAGGACACCGUGCAGUGUCGGAAGGCCAGCUUCGAGCUCUACGGUGCUGACUUUGUGUUUGGUGAGGACUUCCAGCCCUGGCUGAUCGAGAUCAAUGCCAGCCCCACCAUGGCCCCCUCCACUGCUGUCACCGCCCGGCUGUGUGCAGGUGUGCAAGCCGAUACCCUGCGUGUGGUCAUCGACCGGCGGCUAGACCGCAACUGUGACACGGGAGCCUUUGAGCUCAUCUACAAGCAGCCUGCCGUGGAGGUACCCCAGUAUGUGGGUAUCCGGCUCUUAGUAGAGGGCUCCACCAUCAAGAAGCCCCUGGCAAUGUGUCACCGGCGGAUGGGGGUCCGCCCAGCACUCCCUCACCUGCUGACCCAGAGAGGCUCUGGGGAAGGCAAGGACUCGGGGACCCUUACCCACAGGUCAGCUCCUAGGAAAGUUGCUGGGGCCAGGAGCCUGGGGCACACUGAGAAGCCAACCUUCACUGCCACCACCUCGGCCCCCGGAAAGGGGAAGAAAGGCAAGGCGAAAAGUGCCACAGCCCUGGUCUACCCCAACCUCCGGAAGUGGGAGCCCCCCAGCACCAGGAUGGGCUGCAUUUUCACCAUGACCUUUGCUAGUGGGGACAGGCAACCCCACCCCUUGAGCAGAUUGCCAUUGAGUCCGAAGAACCCCCAGGCCCUGGCCCCUUCCCAUUUCCCCGGCGUCCACACCAAGGCCCGGCUGCCUUCUCCCCAUGUGCUCCGAUCCCAGGGGCGAGUCCUCAGACUGCAACACAGCAAGCUGGUGGGCUCUAAGGCUCUGUCAACCACAGGCAAGGCCUUGAUGACUCUACCUACUGCCAAGGUUUUGAUUUCCUUCCCACCUAACUCUGAGCUCAAGUUGGCAUCCAGCGUCCUGAAACCAAGAAAGGCUGUUGCUUCCCAGCGCCUUCGUGGUCCCCAUCCUGGAAGUGCCUUGUGGCCUCUACCUUUUGAAGUUGGAAAUCUUCCUAGCACCCACAGGAAGAUCAAAGCCAAAGGCAAGUUCAAGACCAGACUCUGUGACAAACCCAAGGCUGAGGCAUGCCUCAUGAAGACACUGAGCCUUCCAGGACCCCUGCCCUUUAUCAAAGCAUACCAGGAGCUAGGGGGCAUGGGGGACGUGAGGCCAGAGAAGCCCUUGCUUUGGUCCUCACUGCCCCGUCCUGGAUGCAGUGCCAAAUAAAAAGGAGCAAGUGAAGUUUCCUGGGCUUGGCUCCAUUUCUGUUGGAUGGUGAAGAGAGAGUAGGCUGGGGCCCUGUGCCCCAACAUCCAGAGUGAGAGCUAGAGGCUGUCAAACACCCUUCCACAAAGCAAAGGGCCAGAAUUCCACCCCAUAGCGACAGGCAUGGGGUUUCCUAUGCAGUGUGUCUCUGGCAUCUCUGAUCUUGGAUUGGGGUUUAAGCCUCACUUUGUAGAUGAAAAAAUGGAGUCUGAACGAGGAGACAUGGCUUGCCCAAGAUCAUGUGGCAGUGAGAAGGCUAGGACGUAUUGCCAGACUGCUCACCACUGGGAGAUCCCCAAGGCCCAAGUCCAGGGGAGAACCUGGCCCAGCAGCAGAGUGACAUCUAACAGGUGUCAGAUUUACACCACGAGAUGGGGGAAGGAUGGACCUCGCCUAAACACCAGCCCUUCUCCAGAGCGAGUUGGUCUGUCCCUCCCUCAGCAAGGGCCCAUGGUCUCCUGGAAAGGAAAUAUCCGACCAGCCACACCCAUCUGAAAAACUUUGGUAUUUCUUAGUUGUAGUGAGUUGAAUGUUAGUUAGCCUCCCUUCCCCAAAAGAUAUAUCUGCCUGGAACCUGUGAAUAAGUUCAUUUGGAAAAAUGGUCUUCAUAGAUGUGAUUAAGUUAAGGAUCUUGAGAUGAGAGUACUCUGGAUUAUCCAGGUGAGCCCUAAAUGCAAUGACAAGUGUCCUUAGAAGACGCAAACAUGAGAAGACCAUGUGAAGAUGAGGGCAGACUGAUGUGAUGUGGCCAUAAGUCAAGGCUUGCAGCUGCCAGGAGCUGGAAGAGGCAAGGAUUCAUCUUCAGAGAGCUUCAGAGACUUCAGAGAGCACAGUCCUGUUGACACCUUCAUCUCAGACUUCUGGCCUCCAGACAGAUCUCUGAGAAAAUCAGUUUCUGUUAUCUUAAGCCACUCAGGUUGUGGUAAUUUUGUUAUAGCAGUCCUAGGAAACUAAUACUCUAGUCAAGUGAAGAUACAUAUACUCUGCCAGCAUCUCUGACGUAACUGAACCAGGAAAUGCACACAAGCAGCUUCACACCAGUGUUGUGCUAAGAGCUGAAUGAUGAUGUUAACAGUAGAAUGGAUCAACUGGGAGAGUCAUGCACUGGAAUUCAAACCCACAGCACACAACACAGAUGCAUAUUUGGUGGAAAAACUUAAGACAAACAAGGAAAGCUCCCAUGUCAGGGGAGGGGUUUCCAACCUAGACUGAACAGUAGAACCCCUUCAGGAGCUUCAAAAAAGAUUGAUGCCAGGAUCUCCAGCCCAGACUGACUAAAUUGGUAUCUUUAGGGUGCAGAAUCCCAGGGAAGGAAGGGGCUUUUUAAAAGUUUCACUGAGGGGGUUCUAAUGUGGGGCCAGGGUUGAGAACUGCUAUCCUAACAGGGAAGGAGAGGUAUGUUUCUAUUUCAUGCCAAGUGGUGUUUAUAUGGGAGUCGCCUUGUAAUUAUUCUUUAAAUCACAGAGCUAUUUAUGUACUCUUCGUAUGUUUGAUAUAUUUAACAAUUUUUUCAAGUAAAAGGUCUAAGAUCUUGACUUAUAUGAAGUCCCUGGAGUAAUCAGAUUCAUAGACACAGAGGAGAAUGGGGCUACUGGGAGGUGGGAGGACGGGAUGGGGUGUCAGUGUUUAGUGGGGCAGAGUUUCAGUUCUGCAGGCUGAUGAGAUGUGACAGUUGCACUACGAUGUGAACAUACUUAAUGCCACUGAACUGCUCACUUAAAAAUGGUUAAGAUGGUUGGGGCACUGGGUGGCUCAGUGGGUUAAG